CGGCCGGAAAGCAGUUUGUGCUGGGUUGCUAGGUGACGGUCUUGGUACUGUUCUCCAUUUGGCAGGCCAUGGACACCACUCUCAUCCUCACUUUUCGGCUCCUUCUCGCCGCCUUAUCCCUUCUCCCCUGGCACCCCGCCGUCUCCGCUUUGCAGGAUGUCACUACCGAGCUCUUCGGGUCGGAAGCCUGGGGAAUCCUGGCCGCAUUUGGAGACUUUAACUCAGACAAACAGACCGACAUCUUUCUCAUCAGAUCAAAAAAUCAAUUAAUAAUCUUGUUGGCUGAUGUAAAGGCACCCUAUUAUAAACCAAAAUCGACAGUGGUGUUACAGUGGAGUGAUCUUGUGAUUACCAAUGUGGUACCAGGGGACUAUGAUGGAGACUCCCAAAUGGAUGUCCUUCUCAGUCUUCAUUCUAAGAAUCUCGAUGACAAUACAACCAUUGUUAUCUUCUGGGGAAAUAAUCAAACAUUGGAUCCAAAACUUUUUACCAUUCUAAAGGACAGCUUUUUGGAUGAACCACUAGUACUGGAUUUUAAUGGUGAUAUGAUACCUGAUGUAUUUGGGACCAUCAAGGGGAACGCAAAGCCACAGAUAUGUUCGUUGAUUGGAAGAAAUCAAUCUUGGUAUUCUGCUUUGGAUUCUGAUAUUCAAAUGUACGUACCUCAUUCCCAUGCUUUCAUUGACCUGAAUAAAGACUUCACUGCAGGAAGAAGAUGCUACCUGGACCAAGGUGAAAGAAGAGACUUAUUUCUUACCACCAAAGAACCUGAUGGAAUUCACUUUGAGACAUGGGAAAACAAGGAUGGAAAUUUCUCCAAAGCACCUGUCCCCUAUGACACAAAAAAACCUCCAAAUGCCAAGAAAAUUGGACAGUCGGCUUUUGCUGAUUUUGAUGGGGAUGGGCAACAGGAACAGUUAUUGCCCGUCUGUGCAGAUGAAGCCUGCCUUGAAAGCAUCAUUUAUCGGAGCAUGCAAGGAUCUGAACAGUGGAUACCUAUUUUAUCAAAUCUGAAGAAUGGCAAUACUGUUUGGGGAUUUAUUUCACAAGAACCAACACCACUGUUGCCUUUCCCUGGCCCAAUAAUUCAUUUAGGGGACUACAACAUGGAUGGCUUCCCUGAUGCAUUGGCAAUACUGAAGAACACUUCAGGCAGCAACAAGCAAGCUUUUCUACUGGAAAACGUUCCAUGCAUUGAUGCAAGCUGCAAGACUGUGGGUCGGAUGUUCAAGGUUCUUUGGGAGCUGUCUGAAUUAAACCAAAUUAAGAAUGCUGUUGUGGCAACUUUCUUUGACAUUUAUGAAGAUGGUAUCUUGGACUUACUUGUAUUAAGUGAGAAUAAGGAAAAUUCAAAGUUCACCAUCCAUGCUUUGCGAAAUAACUUUGAUGCUGAUGCGUACUUUGUUAAAGUAAUUGUUCUCAGUGGAUUGUGUUCCAAUGAUUGUCCACACAAAGUCACUCCAUUUGGUGUGAACCAGCCUGGGCCAUAUAUCAUGUACACAACAGCAGAUGCUAAUGGAUAUCUGAAAAAUGCAUCAGCGGGACAACUCAGCCAGUCAGCACAUUUUGCUCUACAGCUGCCCUAUGUGGUCCUUGGCUUAGGACGUAGUGCAAACUUCCUUGACCAUCUCUAUGUUGGCAUUCCUCGUCCUCAAGGAGAAAAGUCUAUAAGAAAACAAGAAUGGACUGCUAUUAUUCCAAAUUCUCAACUUAUAGUAAUUCCAUAUCCUCAUAACUCACCAAAAAGCUGGAGUGCCAAAUUAUAUCUGACCCCCAGUAAUAUUGUACUGCUCACAGCCAUAGCCUUAAUUGGAGUCUGUGUUUUCAUUUUGGCUAUAAUCGGCAUUUUACACUGGCAAGAGAAGAAAGCAGAUGACCGGGAGAAGCGCCAGGAAGCACACAGAUUUCAUUUUGAUGCCAUGUAAAAUGCAAUGGUUUCUAAGAGACAAAUGCUAAGUGUUAGAUCUAAAAUAUUACUUCUAGCAAAAGGUGAAUGUUUAAUGUUGAAUUGUACAUAAUCUAACUGCUUCCUGGAUUUAAAAAAAAUCCAAUUUAUGGUUUCUGGGCAGUGGUUGCAAAUAACUCAAGCUGUAUAUUUUGAGGAGUUAAGAAUCAUUGAAAGAUAAAUUAUGUAUUUCAUUGUGUUACUGCAUGUGUUUCCAAAUGUAUAUUCUCUGAACAUGGUGAAGCUUUCUGAAGUUAUUAAUGUGGCUCAACAGCCUUAAAAGCCUAAUUAAAAUAAAUGGUCUCUGUGGAAGAAUGUACUUAGUAUUUCUAUUAGGUAAAAAUGAACCAUACUGUGGUGUAUUAAACUUUUGAUGAUUUAAAACCAAA
Messenger RNA from Carcharodon carcharias (great white shark), 2334 nucleotides. It is a transcript of the gene itfg1, whose product is annotated as integrin alpha FG-GAP repeat containing 1. Gene Ontology annotation, cellular component: plasma membrane. NCBI's taxonomy places the organism in Eukaryota, Metazoa, Chordata, Chondrichthyes, Lamniformes, Lamnidae. The transcript has 19 exons. The record is from RefSeq and is a predicted model, not a curated record. The coding region runs from base 69 to 1925 and encodes 618 amino acids.